AUGUCACUGAACCAAAUCCCCGUCGUGCCACAAGCACCUGGCCUGCCCGCCUUCUAUCCACCCGACAAGCUACCCAAGGGUGCUGUGAUCGCGUUCAUGCCAGUGGUUAUCCUGCCCCAGGAAUACUAUACCAACUGCGAAGAGAAUUCUCUACACAUCACUGAAAACAAAUACCAAACUGUUGAUCCUUUCCCGCUGGGCGUGCAGCCUGCUGCCAUCCCGAAUGUCUUCAGUGUGCACUCAAUCUUCUCGGGCGAAUCACCGAGGGAUCAAUGCAUGUGCCCAUGCUCCUGCACACAGAACCUGAACAAAUCGUACAAGAAACGUGAAACUAAUGCUGAGGAUGCUGCUGAGGUUAAAGCCGCUGUAGAACCUGUAGCUGAAGCUACCACUGUUGAGGAAGUCAAGGUUGAAGCACCUGUAGAAGUUAAGGCUGAGGCUCCCGUCGAGACCAAGAUUGAGACACCUGUUGCUGAAGCUUCUACUCCCGUUGAGGUCAAGGUUGAAGCACCUGUCACUGCUGAAGAAACCAAGCUUGAGGCUCCAGUUGCUGAAGCUUCCUCUCAAGUCAAAGUUGAAGCACCCGUUGCUGAAGCCAAGGUUGAAGCUCCAGUUGCGGAAGCUUCUUCCCCUGUGGAAGUCAAGGUUGAGGCACCAGUAGCUGAAGUUAAGGCUGAGGCUCCCGUUGCUGAAGCUUCAUCUCCCGUAGAAGUCAAGGUUGAGGCACCCGUUGCCGAAGCUUCCUCGCCUGUGGAGACCAAGGUUGAAGCACCCGUUGCUGAAGCCUCCUCUCCAGUAGAAGUCAAGGUUGAGGCACCCGUAGCUGAAGUUAAGGCUGAGGCUCCCGUUGCUGAAGCUUCAUCUCCCGUAGAAGUCAAGGUUGAGGCUCCUGUUGCUGAAGCUUCUUCCCCUGUGGAAGUUAAGGUCGAGGCACCCGUCGCUGAAGCCAAGGUUGAGACUCCCGUUGCUGAAGCUUCCUCGCCUGUGGAAGUCAAGGUCGAAGCACCCGUAGCUGAAGCCAAGAUUGAGACUCCCGUCGCUGAAGCUUCCACCCCUGAGGAAGUCAAGGUUGAGGCACCCGUUGCUGAAGCCAACGUAGAGUCUCCCGUUGCUGAAGCUUCAUCUCCCGUGGAAGUCAAGGUUGAGGCACCCGCUGAAGCUAAGGCGGAGACACCAGUCGCUGAAGCCUCUUCCCCUGAGGAAGUUAAGGUUGAAGCACCCGUUGCUGAUGCCAAGAUUGAGGCUCCAGUUGCUGAAGCUUCCUCUCCUGUGGAAGUCAAGGUAGAAGCACCCGUAGCUGAAGCCAAGGUUGAGACUCCCGUCGCUGAAGCUUCCUCCCCUGUGGAAGUCAAGGUCGAUGCACCCGUUGCUGAAGCCAAGGUAGAGUCUCCCGUUGCUGAAGCUUCAUCUCCCGUGGAAGUUAAGGUAGAGGCACCAUCUACUCUGACGACCGAGAACGAAAAAAUCACCGAAUCGACCUCGAACUAG
Molecule: messenger RNA, 1488 nt
Organism: Drosophila nasuta
Lineage: Eukaryota; Metazoa; Arthropoda; Insecta; Diptera; Drosophilidae
Product: putative serine/threonine-protein kinase kinX
Exons: 1
Coding region: 1-1488 (495 amino acids)
Source: RefSeq, a predicted model, not a curated record